AUGGUGAGGAGGAAGUACCGAAUCGAUCCAGCAAUGAUGGCUACCCCUGCGACCCCUCCAACAACACCGCCUGCAAUGGCCCCGACGUUUGUUCCCGACGACGGUAAAGGCGUAGCUGCGGGGGUUGGUUCAAUUGUCUGGGUGCUUUCUGAUGCUGGAGUCGACGUCAACAUUGAUGCCGAUGUCGACACUGAAGAUCCUAGAAUGGAAGUCGAAGUUGUUGAAGUCGUCGAUGGCUAA
This is a messenger RNA of Aspergillus udagawae, 240 nucleotides long. RefSeq lists its product as uncharacterized. NCBI's taxonomy places the organism in Eukaryota, Fungi, Ascomycota, Eurotiomycetes, Eurotiales, Aspergillaceae. The transcript has 2 exons. Bases 1 to 240 code for a protein of 79 amino acids. The record is from RefSeq and is a predicted model, not a curated record.